This is a messenger RNA of Scomber japonicus (chub mackerel), 3099 nucleotides long. RefSeq names its product glutamate receptor, ionotropic, N-methyl D-aspartate-associated protein 1a (glutamate binding) (gene grinaa). Gene Ontology annotation, biological process: negative regulation of apoptotic signaling pathway. Lineage: Eukaryota; Metazoa; Chordata; Actinopteri; Scombriformes; Scombridae. The record is from RefSeq and is a predicted model, not a curated record. Gene Ontology annotation, cellular component: Golgi apparatus; membrane; endoplasmic reticulum. Bases 138 to 1211 code for a protein of 357 amino acids. The transcript has 7 exons.
CCCAGUUGAGCUCGGUGAGGAGGAGACGCAGUGCACGGCGGCUACUCUGAAAUAAACACAAUUACCACCUCUGGACGGUCGACAACGACAGGAGGAAAAAGAUUGUUCUUGCAGCAGAGUGAACCAUCCCCCACACCAUGUCCCAGGACAAGAGUGGAUACCCUGUUAUGGGUGAGACCAACCCACUCCAUAACAACGUCUAUGGACCCCCUCAGCCAGGUUUUGGCAUGCCCCCUCCCAACUACAGCCAGGCACCCGGGGGACCGUACCCACCAGCAGCCGGCUAUGGUCAGCCGGGCUAUGGUCAGCCGGGCUAUGGUCAGCCGGGCUUUGCCCAGGCAGGCCCAGGUUUCUCCCCUGGUCCAUACCCACAGAUGCCUUACCCUCAGAUGCCCUACCCACAGGGACCCUACCCUCAGGGGCCUUACCAGCAAGGACCCACGCAGCCAGGCUUUCCUGGAGAACCCACUGCACCUGCAGGCAGCCCUGGUUACCAUGGUGAUGGGCCUCCAUCUUACUACGACAAUGAAGAGUUCACCAACUCUGGCUUUGAAGACAAAACCAUCCGACAAGCCUUCAUCAGAAAAGUCUUCAUGGUUCUCACUGUGCAGCUGCUGGUCACAUUCUCAUUUGUUGCCGUCUUCACCUUUGUGGAUGAUGCCAAGGAUUUUGUGAGGCGUAAUACAUGGACAUACUAUGUGUCCUAUGCAGUCUUCUUUGUGUCUCUGAUCGUCCUCAGCUGUUGUGGAGAGUUCCGCCGUAAGCACCCCUGGAACUUGGUUGCACUGUCCAUCCUGACCCUGAGUCUCUCCUACAUGGUGGGAAUGAUAGCCAGCUUCUAUAACACAGAGACAGUCAUCAUAGCUGUGGGCAUCACUGCUGUGGUCUGCUUCACUGUCGUCAUCUUCUCACUACAGACCAAGUAUGACUUCACUUCCUGUUGGGGCGUACUGUUUGUUUGCCUGAUCGUGCUGUUGGUCUUCUCCAUCCUCUGCAUCUUCAUCCGCAGCAACAUCUUGCACAUCGUCUAUGCCUCACUGGGGGCACUUCUGUUCACCUGCUUUUUGGCUGUGGACACUCAGCUCCUCCUGGGCAACAAGAAGCUGGCCCUGAGUCCAGAGGAGUAUGUUUUUGCUGCCCUCAACCUCUACACUGACAUCAUCAACAUUUUCCUCUACAUCCUGGCUAUUGUGGGACGCACCCGUGACUAAAGCUGCACCUUAGAGAAAACAGAAUGGAGAUGGAGGAUGCCUCUCUUCAUUGUGACAUUGCUAACAUUGCCAGUUACCUCUGAUUCUUUCAACUUUUUCUUCACACCCCCCCCCCCCCCCCCCCCAUGAUACUUGUUUCCUCUCCAAUCAUAUGCACAGUUCUAGUUUUUAAGCAGGUAGUUGAGCUGUGGAUGUCAUAAAAUGCAGCUGAGAGUGUCAUGAGCUCUCUUUUUCUGAAUUUUGAACACUGCUUGCUCUAACUGUCCUCUGCUUCUACUAACACGGACAUCCACAUUAUCUAAAACCCCAACUUCAAGUUUGACUUGCCACAUAAAGUUAAAAAAAUAACAUGUUAUCCUGUGGGUGCUUGGCACUGAGCUGUGCCUUGCUACAGAGAUUAUAAUAGAAAGAGAGCUGGGAAGAUAUCAGUAGCGCUUAAUAUUGAAGCUGACCAGCUUUGCCUGAAGAGGAGAAGUUAGUGCUAGAAAUACACUCCACCUCAAAUCUGUCUGUUUUCCUAAACUUAACUCUCCCUUUCAGCCUGCUGGUGUAACUCUGCAUGGCAUCAAUGGAAACAUGACUUAAGAUGUGUUUUUGAUUCUCUAAAACUACCAGAGGGAUACCUCUAGCUUACUUGUCACAGCUGUAAAUAAUACAUGUAUUACUGCAUAUGAUGCCAAUACCCUCCCCUCCACAUCUGGAAAGGCAUGCUGGAGUGAUUUGUAUGGAUGUGUUGCUUGAUGGGGGAAAAACAUGCUGACAUCAGAACAUAGCUUACACAGUACAAGAACUAAAAUCUUUCAAUGGCAUAAGAAUGAAGAUCACCACUGGAUGUAUAUGACACACAAACAUAAAUUAAUAUUUAUAAGUGCUAUAUAUUCUUAUGGGAUAUUGUUUGCAAAGGAAGAAAAAGUAUGUUCUUAAUUAUUUGUGUGAUUUCAAAGCUGAGAUGUUCCCUUACCUUCUCUUUUUUUCUCCCUUUCUGUCCUCACUAAUUUCCUCUUGUCUGGUCAUUAACGUGAAAUGAAAAUUUAGUGCUUUAUUUAUAUUUUUUUCUCAUUACGACUAAUGUGAAAUAUUUAAGUUUUGACAUUUCUGACCACUUUUAUACCAAGCUGUUUGGCAACUUUAUUCAAAAUUUUGGAAUACCGAUUUUGGAGUGCCACUGGGUCUGGACUUGAAGGAAAUGGUACACAAUAACUUUAUUUAUUGAGCUCAGUGUAGGGGUUGCAGGGUUGCUUUAAAGUCGCUGUAAGCUGGAUUUAAUGAAGAUAAAAGCAGACUGUUUCGAAAAGUAUAAACUUAUUUACGCUCAACAAAGUGAAACUGACAAAAGGAGUCAUGCACUGGAAGCCAAAAUACUCUUACACACACACAACCUGAAUGAUAUAUUUAACAUGUAUGACUUUUUUUUUUAAUCCUGUAUCUUCUUUCGAUUUUUCACUUCUUGCAUGACCCUCUACUCACAUUUGCAUGUGCUGAUAAUGCACAGUGUACAGGUAUUCUUGUUUUGGAGGGACACCAUGUUGUCUAGCAGCCCUGUUAGACCUUUUUUUUAAACUCUUGUGUUUGUAUCUUACUAAUGUGCAAGUGUAUAUAGAACUCCUUAGUGGUUUGAUGUGUAUAGAUGAAGUAAUUUUGGGCUUUGUAGGUCUGUUUGCAUUGUAUAUUUGCAUUAAAUUUAAAGUGGAACCACAUUCCUCUACACUGCUGUUUUGCUUUUCAUUAAAACGGAUACAAUGUAAAGGUGUGAAACUUUGUGUGGUCUUUUAUGUUAAGACAUUCUUCUGAUAAAACUGUUAUUGAGUUGAAUAACUACAUCUUGACCAAUCAGUGUAGCCAAUUUUACUGGCUAAUUUCAAUUUGUAAUGUAUGAAUGUAAAUGUUG